AUGGAAGUCAAUCCUGUUAGCUUGAAAAGACAUACUAGCACUGGAGACAGCGACGAGGAAUAUGAGCCCACAAAUGGCCCCUCGUUGUCGGCACAUAAUGGUGACAUUGCCAAGUUCGAGGAGGGCCAACUUUUCAAUCCUCUGCAAAUGCAUCAAGAAGAAUCAAACAUGGACGAGUUUCAAAGUGACUUUCCCGCUUCCGACAAAUCUGACAUGCUGGCAAAUGGUAGUGAGUUCGACACCCAUGCACUGCUGAGGGAGAAGCAAAAUGAGCCCGACAGUGCUCCACAACUAGAAGUAGAUGUGGCCCAAGGCAGUAAUCUUGAACAUGAGUCUUUUAUCCCGGAAGAAUUAGCAAAUCAUGAAGAUGAUACUGAGCAGAGUAAACCGAAAGCUUCAGAAAGUAAUGACGAUGCUUAUGAUCCCGACCAAUCAAACCCUAGCGAAGACUCUACAGUACAUAAGCCAGUGGAGGAUCCUGAACACAGUGAGCCGUAUAAACCUGAAGCGCAAGUAAAGAAUGAAGAUGAAGAUGAAGAUGAAGAUGAUUAUGAUCCUGAAGCAAAUCAAAAGCUGGCAGCCCAUUUACCAGCACCAUCGUUGCCUAGUAAGCCACCGAUUGGAUUGCCUCCAAAACCGCCGCAAAGUGCUAAAUCGAAUCCGUCGACAUCCCCUAUAAGUACUCAGGGAGAGAUGGCAGAAACAUUGCGUAAUGCGUAUAAUACGUACGUGCAUAGCGAACUCGCCAACGAUGCUGCCUUUCUGCAACAACCGCAAGAAGUACAAGUUGAAUCCAUCAAGGCACUUUUGCGCGAGCGCGGCAUUGACUUGGGAGAGAUAAACUAUGAUCAAGUAUACUCUUAUAAUAAGCCACACAAACACUUGAAAGAUCCGAUUCCUUUGGUUCCUGUUAGUGAGUUUUGUCGUCGACCAAAUAUCACCGAGCCACUGACACAAGAGGAAGAGAAAGAAUACGAAGAAUUCAUCAAACGGGAGAAUUACUACAUGGAUCUACAGAACUGGGAUGAAUUUCCCGAUAAGCUGAGGUUAUUUGUGGGGAACUUGCCUGCAAACACGAUCUCAAAACAAGACCUAUACAGAAUUUUCCGUCAGUACGGAGAGGUUAUUCAAAUAGCCAUCAAAGCUGGUUACGGGUUCGUUCAGUUUAGAGACACCGAGGCAUGUUUAGCUUGUGUCAAAGGAGAAACUGAUGUUCCCUUACAUAACAAGGUGUUGAGAUUAGAUGCUUCUAAGCCGCAAAAGUCAAGGAGAUCAGGAAAUCCCGACGUGAAUAACCCAAAUUUGGGCUCACGUGGCAGAGAGAGACCUGCUGAAGAUGAACCUGCACCAAAGAGGAGAAGGGGGAAUAUUGAUUGUAUUGUUUACAUCACCGGAAAAUCGUCAGUGUUUUUCAUAAGACAAGUUAAAAAGGCAUUUGCCAAUUCACAGGUGCAGAUUGACACAGAAGAUGUGACUCAGAGGAACAUCACUGAAGUACUUAGUGAGGCUGCAUAUUCUGGAUUUUUGGGCGCUUGUGUGGUCAAGGAGAAUAAAGUCGACGUCCAAACGUACGAAGCACAACCCAACGGCGGCAUUAAAUUUGAUGAAUAUGCGGACAUUGAGCCUGAAGAAGCUGCCGAGGUUAUGGCAAAGGCCAAAAUAACCAAGUACGGUGGCAAUACUCCAUCUUACUAUGCUCCAGAUGCCCCAAGCCAUCAUGAUAAUGCUCAGGAGAAAGGCAAUAGACGUUACGACCAUGACAGGAAUAGGGGAAGGAAUAACAGACGGGGAAGAGGCAGACACGGGAAUCAAGGUAAUUUUAGUAAUGACCACUACGGUCGCCACAAGAAUAAUUUCUCACACCAACCCUGGCCAAACGCUGAUCAGUUUCAACAAUUUUCUUCAGCUCCACAACAGCAAGUGUAUGGUCAAGUUCCACAAUCUCAGUUUCCCUCAUUUAAUAACUCACAAUUUGCAUCCCCAUACCAGGCACCUCCUCAACAACCACACUCUUACAACCAAUUCACUUCGCCACAGAUGAAUUCGAAUCAGCCGAACAUUUCUCACGCGUUGCAAUCUCUAGAUGCGAAUCAAGUACAGAGUAUGAUUAAUCUCCUACAGCAGCAACAGCAACAGCAGCAGCAGCAGUCCCCUGGACCAGGGAUGCCACCGCAGCCAUAUUCUAUGCAAAGUCAGCAUCCAACAGCUCCGCCCCCUAUGGCGGCACCAGCACCGGCGCCAGCACCCGCGGCAUAUGGACAACCACCUCCAUUGAAUUAUGGCGAUCGAGGUCGUAGAAGGGAACCAAACUAUGCAGCUAGGAACCGACCUUACGGAAACGUCCCGCAACCUCAUCAGAACACUUCCUCGGGGUUCAAUCCAGGUCCUCCGAAUUCUGGACCCAGUGCUUUAUUAUCUCGAUUACAAUCCGGUAGUUACAACCAAGCUGGAAACACACAGCAACUGGGAUCUAACAGCGCUCUCAUGGAGACAUUGCAAAAGUUGGCAAGACGAUGA
Lodderomyces theae is the source of this 2517-nucleotide messenger RNA. It is a transcript of the gene NAB3, whose product is annotated as Nab3p. Bases 1 to 2517 code for a protein of 838 amino acids. The transcript has a single exon. Gene Ontology annotation, molecular function: RNA binding. NCBI's taxonomy places the organism in Eukaryota, Fungi, Ascomycota, Pichiomycetes, Serinales, Debaryomycetaceae. The record is from RefSeq and is a predicted model, not a curated record.